This is a messenger RNA of Protopolystoma xenopodis, 919 nucleotides long. NCBI's taxonomy places the organism in Eukaryota, Metazoa, Platyhelminthes, Monogenea, Polystomatidea, Polystomatidae. The record is from the annotation of a GenBank genome assembly.
GCUUGUAACUAUAUUACCUAAAAUUAGUAAGGCAAUGGGCAAAGUUAAUCUCAGUAAAAAGCUUGGAAGGCAAAGGCAGCAACUCCUCCAAUACAACGGAACAAUAUUUCCCAGCUCUCAUGGCAUCUAUAUUCUAGGUCCAAUCCUGAUGCGCUCCUUAAACAAGCUGGAAGCCAUUAUUGAUGCAAAAAUGAGUCACCUAGGUGCUCAAAAGUGUUUACUACCUUUUCUAGGCAGUAAAAAUUUAUGGGAGACUUCUGGUCGCUGGUCAGAAAUGUGUGACAUAUUAUUUAGGGUCAAAAGCCAUUCUGGAAAUGAAUUUUGUCUACAGCCAACGCACGAAGAAGAGAUUACUUCUUUUGUCUCACGUUUGAAUCUCCCUAAUUCCAUCCUGCCACUAUUAUUAUACCAGAUUUCGACAAAGUUUCGAGACGAAAUUCGUCCCAAAAAUGGCUUGUUAAGAACUAAAGAGUUUAUUAUGAAAGACUUAUAUUCUUUUCAUUCCGACAUUACUUGCUUAAAAAAAACAUACCAUGAUGUCUGCAAUGUGUAUGAAUCCCUUCUCCAGGAUCUUGGACUAUCUUACAUAAAAGCACUUGCUAAUGCGGGUUCUGUAGGCGGAAGCGUCUCUCAUGAGUUUCAUAUCACUUCAAAUAUUGGCGAAGACACCUUGCUUAUUUGCGAAAGGUUAAUUUUAUUAAUUGCCGCCUUAUUUAUUAAAGAUGCAACUUUAGAGCCAACAAAGACAUUUCGCCGGUUCUUGCGUCUUCAUUUAAAUGUAAGCACACGGAUUGCCCUUCCUAUUUUAAGGAGACACCUUAUAUGCUUUCAUUUCAAGGUUGGACAUUGCUUUAUUCUAAAUGACACGUACUCUAAACCGUUUAAUGCACGACAUUUCUCUUCCGGCGUUUAUCGGUGA